GGCUCCUCGGCGUCCAUCUUUGCAGCUCAUAUCGAAUGCAAAAAGAAUUGGAAUUCAGAUUUUCCGUAAUACAGUACUGCACGCAGAUAAUAUGUCUCUCCACAUGGUCAUGGCAUUUGGAUUUGCAUGGUGGGCAUUGCAACAAAUCUCGAUUUUUUCAUCCUAUCGGUUCUAUAACAGUUAAGUUUAUAAGCUGGGAGAGCCCGGGAGAGGCUGGGAGAGGCUGGGAGAGCUUCCGCAAAUUAGAAGGAACAGCGCGACUCGUUUUGUAAAUUUGCUUCAGGCUCGAUGGUAUGAUGUCUAUUCUACUGCAGUUCUUUUUAUAUAUAUGUAAGCGGUUUGGACGGCGCCCCUGUGGCGUAUUUCUAUUUGUGACUACUCGGCGCAGUUUUUGGGAUGGCGGAUGCCGCCGACAGGUGGCAUCUAGGGGGCGAAAAAUUCCUGCAUGCGUGUCCUCCACGCGGGCGGCCCCUGGGGCGCUGCUGUCGUUAUCCAUCAGGGAAAGUUGAAGCGGGCACUUCGAUUUUCCUUCGAUGAGGGAAAGCUGAAGUGGCCAAUUCAAAUUUCCUUCGAUGAGGGAAGGUUGAAGUGGUCACUUCAAUUUUCCUUCGAUGAUGGAAAGUUGAAGUGGCCACUUCGAAUUUCCUUCGAUGAGGGAAAGUUGACGGGGCCAUUUCAAAUUUCCUUCGAUGAGGGAAGGUUGAAGCGGUAACGUCGAUUUUCCUUCGAUGAGGGAAAGGCGAAGUGGCCACUUCAAAUUUCCUUCGAAGAGGGAAAGUUGAAGCGGCCAUCCCAAAUUUCCUUGCUUCGAUGAGGGAAAGUUGAAAUGGCAACUGCGAGCUUCCUUUGAUGAGGGAGCGUUGAAGUGGGCACUUCGAUUUUCCUUCGAUGAGGGAAAGUUGAAAUGGCCAUUUCAAAUUUCCUUCGAUGGGGGGAAGUUGAAGUGGCCACUUCAAAUGUCCUUCGAUGAGCGGGCGCGCGGUGCUCGUUUGCCUUCGAAUCGAUGCAACGCCAUUGGCUGCGUAUGGGGUGAGUGAAUGCGCGCGCGCAGCGCGCGCGCGAAAUUUUUUUUGGUUCUAUGGCUCUCCCUAUUAAAGUAUAAUAAUCAACACCAUACGCGGGGGAUUAGAUAAUCCAGCGAGUUUUUUUUUUUUUGUGACGUGUUGGCGUUGCUGAUUUUCCUCUCCCAGGCUCUCCCAACCCAGGAAAAAGGGGGCUAUAAACUGUGCUGUUUAAUUCGUAAGUUGGAUUUCUUUGUAAGUACUACUCCUCGC
This is a messenger RNA of Amoebophrya sp. A120, 1274 nucleotides long. NCBI's taxonomy places the organism in Eukaryota, Dinophyceae, Syndiniales, Amoebophryaceae. The record is from the annotation of a GenBank genome assembly.